AUGGCGGCGGAGGCGCAGCCCCAAAUCGUGGUCGAGGUGGCCGACCAACCACCUUCGCCGAGACGACCGAGCCGCGCGUUGAAACCGAGCGCGAAAGCUCGCGAAGCCAUGCAAUCGCUCGAGGACGUGGCUACCACGUCGAGGAGAGCGGCGAGCGAGACCACGCGGGCGGUUACGACGCGAGGAGCACGCGCGUCUGGGAUUUUAUAUGGAGCCAACAGCCGGAUCGAGACGGGGAAGUCAGGUAUACAGAUGCUCCUGGAGGCGAUCAACGAACAACGAGACGAAAUGUACCGAAUGAUUACCGAGCAGCGAAACACGAUUGGCGAACUACGCGAGGUGAUUUGCAAGCAGCACGACGCGAUUCAAGAACUACAUCGCCAACUUGCAGACACCAGGACCCAGCUUUCUGAAGAACUGAGACAAGCGCGGGAUCAGAUUGAUACCCUUCAACGCCACCCGGUAGCCAUGGCUUCGUCCCAACCAAGCGCAAGAGGGUCAUACGCCGAAGUCGCUCGCACCCCACCAUCAAGCCAGCCAAGCGGUGUGCGCACCCUCUCCUCGCGAAACACGACGCCUUCAUCCUUUACCGACACGUUGUUCUGUACGAUCGAUACAUCUAGGGUGGAGGAGAAAGAGAAGGGAAACGUCCAGGUGGCGGACAUUAGAAAGGCAAUCGAGACAGAGGCCAGGGCACAGGAAAGCAUGGGAGACUGGCGUUGCGCUGCGGUUGUGAAGGAGGCCCGAAACCCGGACCGAGUCAGAGUAAUUUGCAGGGACGAAGGCGAGGUCCAGCUCGUCAAGGAAGCGGCAGUGAAGAUCAGUGUUCCUGGAGUGCGGGUAUUGAGAGACCAGUUGUACCCGGUGAGGGUAGACAAUGCCAACCGAACAGCGGUCCUCGAUGCGGACGGAAACAUCCUGCCGGGAGCCGCAGAGGCGCUAGGGACAGAGAACGACGUCAACAUUGCGAAGAUUGCCUGGCUCAGCAGGAAGGAUACAAGCAAGGCCUACGGCUCGAUGGUUGUCUACGUGACGAAGGGCAGCGAAGCAAGGCGACUUCUAGACGGGCGUUACUUCCAUCUCGCCGGAGAAUCCGCUUACACGACCGUUUUCGCGCCCCGGGAAGGCCCAAUCCAGUGCUACAGAUGCCAGGAGAUCGGCCAUAAGGCCUUCGCCUGCAAAAAGCCGCAAAGAUGCGGAAGGUGUGCGGAACAGGGUCACCACCACAAGACGUGUCAGUCCGUGGUCCUGAAGUGCGUGCUAUGCAGAGGACCACACGAGUCAUUUAGCAAGAACUGUCGGCAGAGUCUGCUAAACGACGAGGGACUCAAGGACUUCGCAGUGCUGGCCAUCUCCGAACCAUAUGCCAGGCUGAUCGAAGGCUCGGUGACGACGGUCCCAAUGAGUCAUCACAACUGGACGAAGCUUAUACCAACGACAAGACGAGAAACCACGUGGCCAAUUCGGAGCAUGCUAUGGGUACGAAGCGAUAUAGAGGUCGAGCAGAUUCCAGUGCCGUCGGCAGACCUCACCGCAGCACGCAUUCGGCUCCCAGAUCGGGCAGUGCUGAUGGUGUCAGUGUAUGUGGAGGGUGGUAGUGACGAAGCACUGGAAGAUGCAAUGAGGGAAAUUGACCGACUGAUUAGGAGGUUUCGAAACGGAACAGGGACGAGAACGGAUAUCAUCCUGGCGGGCGAUUUCAACCGCCACGACCAGCUUUGGGGAGGGGACGAUGUCUCACCACGGAGACAAGGCGAGGGAGACCGCAUCAUCAACCUCAUGGACGAACACUCCCUCUGCAGCCUCCUCCCAAGAGGCACGAAGACGUGGCAGUCAGGCGACAUUGAGAGCACAAUCGACCUGGUACUGGCCUCUGCAGAACUAGCAGACCAACUACUCAGAUGCGCGAUUCACCCCUGCGACCAUGGCUCAGACCACAGAGCAAUCGAGACAGCUUUUGACACCUCGGUGGAGGACCGUCCCAGUGAGACGAGGUUCCUCUUCAAGAACGCGCCCUGGGCGGAAAUUAGGACUAGGGUGGCAGCAAACCUCGAACGCAUCCCCUGGGACGGCAAUGUCCAGCAGCAGACGGACAGGCUCAUGGCAGCGGUAACCGAGGCGGUCUACGGCCUGACACCUAAAGCCAAACCCUCACCAUACGCCAAGCGGUGGUGGACAACGGACCUGACACGGCUUCGCCAGACAUACACGUUUUGGAGAAACCAGGCGAGAUCUCGACGUAGGAUUGGGCAAACAGCACCAGAGCUCGAACAACGAGCCAGGAUGGCAGCCAAAGAGUACCACGACGCCAUCCGCAGACAGAAGAGUUCGCAUUGGAACGACUUCCUGGCCGAUGACGCUAACAUCUGGCAAGCAACGAAGUACCUGCAAACCGGCAGCGGCACGAUGGGCGAUAAGAUACCCCCGCUCGUCCGACCCGAUGGCUCCAUCACGGAGGGUAAAGCAGAACAAGCGCAGGAGUUACUCACCGCCUUCUUCCCACCUUUGCCAGCGAGAAUCGAAGACGAGGGCCAACGACCUCAACGGGCGCCGGUACACAUGCCAGACCUAACAAUGGAGGAGAUAGAACAAAAGGUCCUGUCCGCUAAGCCAUGGAAGGCGCCCGGGGAAGACGGUCUACCGGCAAUGGUAUGGAGACAGCUCUGGCCAGUGGUCAAAGACAGGGUGCUCCAUUUAUUCCGGACGUCGCUUCGAGACGGCGACAUCCCCAGCCAGUGGAGGAAUGCCAAGAUCAUCCCAUUGAAGAAGCCAGGGAAGAGCGAAUACACUCUAGCCAAGUCCUGGAGACCCAUCUCGCUGCUCUCCACGCUGGGUAAGAUACUGGAGGCAGUCAUUGCGGAGCGUUUAUCCCAUGCUGUGGAGACCUGCGGCCUUCUACCCGCCAACCACUUCGGAGCCAGGAAGAGACGCUCGACCGAACAGGCUCUCCUUCUGCUUCAGGAACACAUCUACAAAGCAUGGAGAGCUAGGAAGGUGCUCAGUUUGAUCAGCUUCGAUGUCAAGGGCGCAUACAAUGGGGUCUUCAAAGACAGGCUUCUCCAGAGGCUCAAGGCAAGAGGGAUACCUGAACCCCUGGUCAAGUGGAUCGACGCCUUCUGCUCCAAGCGCACAGCGACCAUUGCCGUAAACGGGUUCACAUCUGGACGGCAAGAGCUGCCCCAAGCGGGUCUUCCGCAAGGAUCGCCGCUGUCUCCAGUGUUGUUCCUCUUCUUCAACGCCGACCUAGUGCAGCACAAGAUCGACGCGAACGGAGGCGCAAUUGCCUUCGUGGACGACUACACUGCCUGGGUAACGGGCCCGUCAGCGGAGUCGAACCGCACUGGAAUCCAAGCUAUCAUCGACAAAGCCCUUGACUGGGAGAAACGGAGCGGUGCGCAGUUUGAAGGCGAAAAGACAGCCAUCAUACACUUCACGAGGAACAUGGAGCGAUUUUCAGAACAACCGUUCUCGGUCAAAGGCGAAGUGGUCAAACCGAAGGAAAGUGCGAAAAUCCUAGGUGUCGUGAUGGAUCGCGAACUCCGCUACAAGCAGCACAUUGCUAGGACGGCAGCUAAGGGCCUCGCAGCCGCUCUGGCCCUGAAGAGGCUGAAGAUGCUUUCCCCGCGGACAGCGAGACAGCUAUUUGUUGCGACAGUAGCCCCGGUCAUGGACUACGCUGCCAAUGUCUGGAUGCAUGCGUGCGGGGAAAAAGCACUGAGCUGGCUGAACAGGGCGCAGAAGAUCGGGGCCCUGGCCAUCACGGGAGCCUUUCGAACCGCGGCAACAGCCGUGGUGGAAGCUGAAGCGAGCAUCUACCCCGUACGAGAACGACACGCCCAGGCGGCAGCCAGUCUGUGGAUCAACAUCCACACGCUGCCCGGAACGCAUCCCCUUGCCAUGAAGAAAGUCCGGACCACCGUACGAUUCGUAUCUCCGCUGCAGAAAAUUGCCCGCGUGGCUGAAGGAGUACGAGUUGACCGGAUGGAGACAAUCCAGGAAUACGCCGUCCCGCCCUGGGUACCUCGCCUACGACCGACGCUCGAAGCCGAUCGAGGGAAGGCGGCCGAGAUGGUCAACAAAAUUUCGGGAAUCGUGAUCGCAACCAGCUCAUCCGUAAAGAAGGGCAUUGUUGGCAUGGGCGGCCUUGCACGGGAUACUCUCUUCAACAGAACUAGCGAGACUGUGACAAACUAUGCUGUUGUUCUUGGGACAAGGGAAGAGCAGAACCCAUAUACAGCAGAGCUAGCAGCCAUCGCAAUGGCCCUGGAGAAGUUACCGGCUAGCAUCUGCCACAGGCACAUCACCGUGAUCACUAGGAACCAGUCAGCGCUGGCAGCAGUUGGACAGCCGCGGCAGCAAUCCGGCCAAAGCAUCAUACGGCAAAUCUACGACUUGGCCAGGCUGCACCGACAAAGAGGGAACUCGGUCAACUUUCUGUGGAUACCAGCGGAGAUUGACUUCGCGCUGGGGUCAGAUGCCAAGGCAGCAGCCCAGAGAGCGUCGAAGCAAGGACGCACACCCGACUCCCAAAUACCCCAGGCCAAGUCUACCGCGAUGAGGCUGGCAAUGGAAAGACAACGGGCGACAAGAGUUCUACCUGUAAGCGUGGGCAAGUUCUCAAAGGCCAUGGACGCAGCACUACCAGGCAAGCACACGCGCCAUCUCUAUGACAAGCUGAAGCGAAGGGAGGCCUGCGUAUUGGCGCAGCUCCGAACCGGAAUGGCGAGACUAAACGGUUUUUUGAGCAGGAUUGGGGCGGUCGAGUCAGACCUUUGUGCCUGUGGACAAGCGAGGGAAUCAGUGGAACACUUUCUUUUCCGAUGCGUGAGAUGGACAGCUCUGAGGGAAGACAUGCUGCAAUGCACAGUGGCAAGACGAGGAAGCCUCUCGUUCUAUCUGGGAGGGAAAGCGCCAUCAGAUACAAGGCAUUGGUCACCAGAUAUGAAGGCAGUCCGGGCGACGAUCAAAUACGCAAUGGCAACAGGAAGGCUGGAGCUGAAUGAGGAGGAGAGUCUAGACCAGUCACAGUAG
This is a messenger RNA of Chaetomium globosum CBS 148.51, 5031 nucleotides long. RefSeq lists its product as uncharacterized. The record is from RefSeq and is a predicted model, not a curated record. Lineage: Eukaryota; Fungi; Ascomycota; Sordariomycetes; Sordariales; Chaetomiaceae. Gene Ontology annotation, molecular function: catalytic activity; nucleic acid binding; zinc ion binding. Bases 1 to 5031 code for a protein of 1676 amino acids. The transcript has 2 exons.